AGGCCCCUGUUCCCAAGGCUGGGCUUCCUUUGCUUUUUCCUGAGCCUUGGCGAAAGGGCUCCAGUCCCAGGCGGGAGACAAAAGCUUUGGAUGAAUGGCCAAGGGCUGCUGCUGCUGCUCCCAGCCUCCCAGCCACACAAAGGGAGCCAGGGACCACUCACGGCCUCCCUCCCUCCCCCUUCCUCCCAGCCUGGGUCCCUCUGCCUUCAUGGUGGAGAGGGAAAAGGCCAUUGCAAAGUAGGGCAGGGAAGCCUAAAGAGCCCCUCUUCUUCUGCCCCUUUCUCCAUCAGUAGGGAGCCUGGGAGCCCCUCAGCUCCAGCCCAGCCUUGGCUGAACUUUUCUGAAGGAGUCCUUUUCUUGUGAGGCAUUCCUUCCUCCCUUCUUUCUCUCCUCCAAAGGGGAGACACCAUGACCGAAGAGAGCAAAGGGGAAGGGAAAGGCGAGAGCGGGAAAGAUGGGGAGAAGCAGCUUCGCCUCAGAGUCUGCGUCUUGAACGAGUUGCUGAAGACGGAGAGGGACUAUGUGGGCACUUUGGAGUUUUUGGUCUCGGCAUUCCUUCACAGAAUAAUGCAAUGGGCUACUUCCAAAAUUGAUAAAAACAUUACAGAGGAAACAGUUAAGAUAUUGUUCUCAAAUAUUGAAGAUAUUCUUGAAGUGCACAAGAAUUUUCUAUCUAGUAUUGAGGAGUGUCUGUAUCCUGAACCUAAUGCUCAACAUGAAGUGGGAAACUGUUUUCUUCAUUUUAAAGACAGAUUUCGUAUCUAUGAUGAAUAUUGCAGUAAUCAUGAGAAGGCACAAAAACUUUUGCUUGAACUCAACAAAAUAAGAACAGUACGGACUUUUCUACUGAACUGUAUGCUGCUAGGAGGACGUAAGAAUACUGAUGUACCAUUAGAAGGUUACUUAGUAACACCAAUCCAGCGAAUAUGCAAGUAUCCACUUCUUUUGAAGGAGUUGCUAAAGCGCACUCCCAAAAAGCACAGUGACUACUUUCCCUUAAUGGAAGCUCUCCAAACUAUGAAAGCUGUUUGCUCCAACAUAAAUGAGGCCAAGAGACAGAUGGAAAAAUUAGAGGUUUUAGAAGAAUGGCAGUCUCACAUUGAGGGAUGGGAGGGAUCUAACAUCACAGACACAUGCACAGAAAUGCUCAUGUGUGGAGUUUUGCUGAAAAUUUCAGCAGGAAAUAUACAGGAGCGUGUUUUUUUUCUCUUUGACAAUCUUUUGGUCUAUUGCAAGAGAAAGCAUAGACGACUGAAGAACAGCAAAACAUCUUCUGAAGCUCAUCGGUAUCUUUUCAGGGGCAGAAUAAACACAGAGGUGAUGGAAGUGGAGAAUGUAGAUGAUGGUACAGCUGACUACCACAGUAGUGGCCACAUUGUUCUCAAUGGUUGGAAGAUACACAACACAGCAAAGAACAAAUGGUUUGUUUGUAUGGCUAAAACCCCUGAAGAAAAACAGGAAUGGCUAGAAGCUAUUCUAAAAGAACGAGAAAGAAGAAAAGGGAUGAAACUAGGUAUGGAACAAGAUACUUGGGUGAUGAUCUCAGAACAAGGAGAGAAACUUUACAAAAUGAUGUGCAGACAAGGAAACUUGAUCAAAGACCGAAAAAGAAAAUUAACCACUUUCCCAAAAUGCUUUCUUGGAAGUGAGUUUGUGUCCUGGUUGUUAGAAACUGGAGAGAUUCACAGACCUGAAGAAGGUGUACAUCUUGGUCAGGCUUUGCUAGAAAAUGGCAUUAUCCAUCAUGUUACUGACAAGCAUCAAUUUAAACCUGAACACAUGCUCUACAGAUUUCGUUAUGAUGAUGGCACAUACUAUCCAAGAAGUGAAAUGCAGGAUGUUAUUUCCAAGGGUGUAAGAUUAUACUGUCGUCUACACAGUCUAUUUACUCCUGUGGUAAGGGAUAAAGAUUACCAUCUACGAACCUACAAAUCUGUUGUCAUGGCUAACAAAUUGAUAGACUGGCUAAUUGCACAGGGAGAUUGCAGGACAAGAGAAGAAGCAAUGAUCUUUGGAAUAGCACUUUGUGACAAUGGAUUUAUGCACCAUGUGCUGGAAAAAAGUGAAUUUAAAGAUGAGCCACUUCUCUUUCGUUUUUUUGCGGAUGAAGAAAUGGAAGGUUCAAACAUGAAGCACAGGCUCAUGAAACAUGAUUUAAAAGUAGUGGAAAAUGUAAUUGCAAAAUCACUGCUGAUUACAUCAACUGAAGGAAGCUAUGGUUUUGGCUUGGAAGACAAAAACAAAAUGCCAAUAAUUAAAAUAGUGGAGAAGGGAUCAAAUGCUGAGAUGGCAGGUCUGGAAGUUGGGAAAAAAAUCUUUACCAUUAAUGGUGACCUUGUUUUUCUGAGACCCUUCAGUGAAGUGGAUAGCUUUCUGAAAGCAUGUUUAAGCAGCAGAAAACCCCUCAGGGUACUUGUGAGCACAAAACCAAGGGAGACAGUGAAGAUACCUGAUUCUGUGGAUGGUCUUGGAUUCCAAAUACGAGGCUUUGGUCCUUCAGUUGUCCAUGCUGUGGGAAGAGGAACUGUGGCUGCUGCUGCUGGUCUUCACCCUGGACAGUGCAUAAUCAAAGUGAAUGGAAUUAACGUCAGCAAAGAAACCCAUGCAAGUGUUAUUGCCCAUGUCACAGCCUGCAGGAAAUACAGACGUCCAAUGCAUCAAGAUGCUAUUCAGUGGGUAUAUAACAGCAUUGAGAGUGCCCAGGAAGAUCUGCAGAAAACAAAUUCUAAACCUUUGGGGGACAAUGGAGGAGAUGGAUUUGACUGCAAAGUAGAAGAAGUAAUUGACAAAUUUAAUACUAUGGCAAUAAUUGAUGGACGGAAGGACCAUGUCAGUCUAACUGUUGAUAACGUUCAUCUGGAAUAUGGUGUAGUUUAUGAGUAUGACAGUACAGCUGGAAUAAAAUGUCAUGUUUUGGAGAAGAUGAUUGAACCCAAGGGCUUUUUCAGCUUGACUGCAAAGAUUCUUGAAGCACUAGCAAAAAGUGAUGAGCAGUUUGUGCAAAACUGUAACAGCCUAAAUACUUUGAAUGAAGUAAUAUCUCCUGACCUGCAAAGUAAAUUCAGCACCAUUUGCAAUGAGAAAAUGGAACACAUUUGCAGAAGGAUCACUAGUUACAAAAAGUUUUCACGGGUAUUAAAAAAUCGAGCUUGGCCUACCUUCAAGCAAGCCAAGUCAAAGAUUUCACCACUACACAGCAGUGAUUUCUGUCCGACUAACUGCCACAUCAAUGUGAUGGAAGUUUCAUAUCCUAAAACUUCAACAUCAGUUGGCAGUGCCUUUGGUGUUCAAUUGGAUAGCAGAAAACAUCUUUCACAUGAGAAAGAGAACAAAUACACUGACCAUGGUAAACUGAGUCCCAUGGUUUAUGUACAGCAUACAAUCACUACUAUGGCAGCUCCAUCUGGACAUUCCUUAAAUCAGCAGGAUGGCCAUGGAUUGAGAUACCUGUUAAAAGAAGAGGACCUGGAAACUCAAGAUGUCUAUCAGAAAUUGUUGUGCAAAUUGCAGGCUGCACUAAAAGAAGUGGAAAAUUGUGUUUCACAAAUAGAUGACCUUCUCUCUUCAAUAACAUAUUCUCCAAGAUCAGACCGUAAAACCCAUGAAACAUUAACAUCAACAGACAGUGAUAACGAAAAAGGAGAACGCAAUGGGAAAAAGGUCUGUUUCAGUGUAACAGGUGAUGAACAAGAAGAUUCUGGUCAUGACACUAUUAGCAACAGAGAUUCAUAUAGUGACUGCAACAGCAACAGGAAUUCUAUUGCUUCUUUUACCAGUAUUUGCAGUAGCCAAUGCAGUUCUUACUUUCACAGUGAUGAAAUGGAUUCUGGUGAUGAACUUCCUCUGAGUAUACGCAUCUCCCAUGACAAGCAGGACAAAUUGCAUGGCUGUUUGGAGCAUCUUUUUGGUCAGAUAGAUUCAAUUAUUAUUCUACUGAAGGGACCAGCAGUAGCAAGAGCUUUUGAGCAGACGAUGUUCUUCACACCAGGUCGAAGCUUGCAAGAAUUUCAGCAGGAAAUUGAACUUAAACUCAGCUGUCCAAAACAACUCAGACUUCAUAUCAAGCAAGACCCUUGGAAUCUUCCCAGUAGUGUCCGGAAUCUUUCCCAAAGCAUCAGAAAAUUUGUUGAAGAGGUGAAAGCAAGGAUCCUUUUGGCACUUCUUGAAUAUACAGAUAGUGAGAUACAGCUCAGGCGAGACAUGGUUUUCUGCCAGAGUCUAGUGGCCACAGUUUGUGCUUUCUCAGAGCAACUAAUGGCUGCCUUAAAUCAAAUGUUUGACAGUACCAAGGACUGUGAAAUGGAGACCCAGGAGGCCAGCAGAAGAUGGUUAGAACAGAUAUCCACUGCAGGUGUCCUCCUUUACUUCCAGUCACUGUUGUCACCAAACAUGACAGAUGAACAGGCCAUGCUAGAAGACACAUUGGUGGCACUGUUUGACUUGGAGAAAGUUACAUUUUAUUUUAAACAAUCUGAACAAGAGCCUCUAGUUGCAAAUAUGCCAAUCACAUAUCAAGCAGAAGGAAGUCGGCAAGCCUUGAAAGUUUACUUUUAUCUUGAUCGUUAUAAUUUUGAACAGCUUCCUCAAAGACUGCAGAAUGGUGGAGGUUUUAAAAUUUAUCCAGUCCUGUUUGCACAAGCACUAGAAAGCAUGGAAGGCUAUUAUUAUAGAGACAAUGUAUCUGUAGAAGAAUUUCAAGCCCAGAUUAAUGCAGCUUCAUUGGAAAAAGUAAAACAGUAUAACCAGAAACUCAGGGCAUUCUACCUGGACAAGUCAAAUCUUCCACCUAAUUCCACAUCAAAAGCUGCUUAUAUAGAUAAGCUGAUGAGGCCCAUCAAUUCUUUGGAUGAACUUUAUCGGCUGAUGGUAUCUUUCAUACAAUCUAAGCGCACAGCAACCUGUGCUUACACAGCCUGUAGUGCGUCUGGAGUUGGACUGCUGUCAGUUUCUUCAGAACUUUGUAGCAGACUUGGAGCUUGCCAUAUCAUCAUGUGCAAUAGUGGAGUACACCGUUGUACUCUGAGUGUUACUCUAGAGCAGGCUAUAAUUCUUGCUCGGAGUCAUGGCCUACCUCCUCGUUAUAUCCUGCAAGCUACAGAUGUCAUGCGCAAACAGGGAGCAAGAGUGCAGAACACAGCCAAGAAUUUAGGAGUUAGGGACCGAACACCACCAUCUGCUCCAAGAUUGUACAAGCUGUGUCAGCCACCACCUCCUGUUGGAGAGGAGUAAAGCCUCCCAUCUGAGGAAUAAUCAAAAUGCCAGUUUCCAUGACACUGAAAAAACGUGAACACAAUGGGCUCUGAUAGAAUGUGCUUUGAGUACUGAUCAGCUGUAGCACUUAGCACUGGAUACAGCAAUCUGUUAAAAUACAACUGUGCUACUGACAAACAAAUACUUCUGAGAGAAAAAGAAUAUUUGAAUGUGAGCUGCAUGCUCUGUAAUUUUAAACCUAGGACGUUUAUACUAGAAUAAGGUUGCAUUUGAAUUGAUUGCUUCAAAAGUGCCAGUCACUCAGUUAUGCACUAGUAACUACAUGAACAUAAAGAUGAAGUACAAAACAGAGAGAAACACUGUAUGACACAAUUUGAUAAACCGAUGCCUUGAUCUAAAGGGUGAUAAAGCAAUAAGCCAUUUAAAGUUGCUACUGUAGACUGUAGUUCUUCAAUACUCCCUGCACUCCUGAUAGCAUUCUCAUUUUCUAAAUUGUAAACUGGAGCUGUACAUGAAAUUGUUUUUGUGAAGAUGUAGUGAACACAUUGAAAUAGAAGUCAACUGUAUUUGUGAUACAUUGGUAACAGCUAAAGGAAUUUAGUGAGCAAUUUGCAUGACUUGGCAGUAGUGACAUUCAUCACAAUGAGAUGAGAGAUUAGAAGUGACAGUCUGAUUCUGCUGAGUCAAAAUUCUAUUCACUGUUCUUAAGAAAUUGUUUGGCAACCACAGACAGUGUUUCCUAUGACAGAUAGGGCUUCCGCAUGAGAUCAUGCUGACUAUGUAGACAAUUCCGCUAAAAAUAUUCUUAUACAUUUUUUGUAUUUCCAAAUUCUGGUGUACAUUUAUGUGAGAAUAUAGAUGUUUUUAAGCAAGGAAAGGUCACAGCAAUGUACAUGUGUUUUUAAAAAGCUUAUAGCAAGUUCUUAAAGCAUGGAUACCCCUGCACCCCACAAAUAGUCCCCCCCCCCCCAGUGUAUUCCAUUUUACUUUAGAAAACUGAAACUCAAUUUAUGUUGCAAACAAUCCUGAACUGCAAGACUGAUACAAAAACCACCUGUCUAGUAAUGUACAAAAAUCAAGUUGGUCAGAAAAUUAAAAUUAAUACAAUAUAUAAAAACAAAUCAAGAAAACAAUGUUUACUUGGCUACCCAAUGUUAGAAGCAAGAUUCUAGACUGACAGUUGAGGAUUCUAAACAUUGCAUGCUUACUCUGAAGUUCCCCAAUAGCUCUUCCCUUCUGGAAGAGAUCUGGGGACAGGGAAUCACUUUUGCUUACAGUUUACCUUCUGCUGAGAGAUGGAUGGGAUUGCAUGCAACCUCCAAGAGGUCAGUUAAACAGCAAAAAACCCCAUAUUCAUACUAGGAAAGAAGCAGGACAGUUUGAAAAUUUUCACACUGGCGCUUACCGUGGGUUAAGCACCGGUAAUGCACUGGUGAAACAUCCCUGAAGCAUCCUUGAAUCGUUCGUGGAACAGCCAAUUCCUAUUAACACAAAGUUCCCAUUAAUAGGAAAUGGCUGCUCCAUGAACGAUUCAAGGAUGGUAGAGGUGAGGGGACACUUCACUGAUGUUUCAGAAGUGAGACUGGUUUUCACACCCUCAUGAUUCAGGGAUGUUUCACCAGUGCUUUACUGGUGCUUAACCCCCCGUAAGCACUCGUAUGAAAAUCUUCUUUAUAUGCCACACUAAACAUGUUAUUUGAUAACUUUUAUUUCAUCAUGGUUAAAACAAAUGGUAGUUUCUUAUGUUCUAAUGCAUAAAUGCACACCAGGUUCAGGAUAUCUAUGUUACAGUAGCAAUUUUUAAUCCUAAUUGGUUUGAAUGACAGUGUCGUUUUAUAUCCCGGUAUGGAUCUGCAUAAUCUAUAUAUGGAGAUGCGUAGUGACAUGAUUGUGUCUCCUUUGCUGGAUUAUGAUGGUAUGCUAUAUAUAGCAAAUAACUGAUCCUCUACUUCUAAAAAAAAUGUAGCAAGCAUAAUUCGUUUACUGAACUAUAACUAGUCCUUGUAUAUGUUACUUUCAGGAUAUUGAACUUUGUUUCAGUAAAGAUAUUGCUUAUCUUUGAAAGUAUCAAGGAUAUAUAUGUGUAGUAUCAGUUUCUAAAAUGCAAAAUUGAUCCCAAAUUUUCUAUUGAAAACUCAUAUUAAACUUAAUCUUUCAGACUGGGCUCAGAAAUAAAUGUUGUUUUUAUGCUGCAAAUAUUUGCUUAGAACUGAAACCCUCACUUCUGGAGAUGAUGAAAUGCUGCUACAGUUCAAAGGGAUAAUUUAGCAUACUCCAAUAGUGCCUGAAAGAUAUUUUUAGUUUAGACAUUCUUCAGUAUUGUUGGCUGUGGUCCUGUUAUUAUUCCUAAAGUAUCAUGCAUGCUCCACCAUUCAUAUAGACUAAUUUUAAAGAUUAUAGCAACAGUAUAUGUCUGUAGUAUUGUGUACAUAGUGUAAGAAAUCCAUUACAUCUGUAUGUCCAUUGAUAAAAACACAUUCAGUUAUAAUUUUUCCUAUGGUUUUAAUUUUAGCAUUACUAGAUUUUCUAGAUGGAGAAUAUAUUUUUGUAAUUACCCAAUAAGGAGUCUAGAAUAUUGAUGCUUUUUAAAAGUAUAAAUAUGUAUGUAAAGACAUCUACAAAGCAUAUUAGUAUUUUCUUCUACAUCUACCUUACUUGUACCUAUAUACUUCAACUUUUGUUACAGGUAACACUGAUAAAUAAAAAUGAAGUCUCCAUUAAACUUUGAUUUGAAUAAAUUUAUUUUUCUACAUAAUAUAUUUUUAUGUCCAUUACUGAUGAUUACUUAUAGUUUAGCCUAAUACAUUAUAUUUUUAUUAGAUACUUAUAUU
Sceloporus undulatus (fence lizard) is the source of this 8042-nucleotide messenger RNA. RefSeq names its product phosphatidylinositol-3,4,5-trisphosphate dependent Rac exchange factor 2 (gene PREX2). Lineage: Eukaryota; Metazoa; Chordata; Lepidosauria; Squamata; Phrynosomatidae. The record is from RefSeq and is a predicted model, not a curated record. Gene Ontology annotation, biological process: intracellular signal transduction. Gene Ontology annotation, molecular function: guanyl-nucleotide exchange factor activity; protein binding.